Molecule: messenger RNA, 1240 nt
Organism: Harmonia axyridis
Lineage: Eukaryota; Metazoa; Arthropoda; Insecta; Coleoptera; Coccinellidae
Product: cell cycle checkpoint control protein RAD9A-like
Exons: 5
Coding region: 124-1173 (349 amino acids)
Biological process (GO): cellular response to ionizing radiation; DNA repair; mitotic intra-S DNA damage checkpoint signaling
Cellular component (GO): checkpoint clamp complex
Source: RefSeq, a predicted model, not a curated record
AGAUUAAUGAACCCUUCAAAAGGUCUGAUUACUCUGUGUCAAAAAUUCAAAACAAAUUUGAAUAAAUUCUGUUAAUCUGUUACAUAUGUUUUAAUCGAGACAUUUGAAUGCAAAAUUAUUAUUAUGAAUUGCAUAAUUCCUGGACAAAAUAUAAAGAUUUUGUCUAAGACAAUAAACGCUCUAGCUAAGAUUGGAGAUGAAAUAUAUUUAGAAGCUGAUUUAGACAAAUUAGAAUUCACAACUCUAAAUAUGAGCAAAACUGUAUGUUCCCAAUCUUCUUUCUUGAAGAGUUUUUUUUCAUCUUAUGAUAUUAAAAUGAACGAUUCUGCAGAUGACAAAACUAUAACUUGCAAAUUAUUUAUGAAGUCGUUAUUGCCUCUAUUCAAAGGAAAUUUGGAAAAAAAGUUGGAAUUUUUGAGAAUAGAGUACGAAACAGAAAGUGAUUUUGUAAUAUUAAAAAUGAAAUAUAAAUAUGAUCAAAUUAUGAUGAUCCAUAAAUUGAGAUUAAUGGAUUCAGAAAAAUUAAGUAUAGGUAUAACACCAAAUAGUGGAAUGAAUAACUUAUAUGGAAGUAGCACUCUUUUCAAUCAACUUCUAAUGAUGUUCAAUUUGAGUGAUAAUGAGAUAACUUUAGAAAUUAUGAAUUCAAGAUUGGUUGCUAGAAAUUAUUGUAUUGGAGCUGCACCUAACCCAAAGUUAAUGCGUGUUGAAGUUAAAUUAAGUGCAGGAGAAUUUAUUAAAUUUGAUGUCGAAAAUGACACGAAUAUCAAUUUUGCUUUGAAGCCUCUGAGGACUGUGAUAAGUUUCGCUGAGAGUUUGAAUUUACAUAUUGGGAUCAAUUUCGACAGUGGGGGGAAGCCCCUUACACUUUUGAUGAAGCAUCCUACUUUCAGUAUACACUUUAUUGUAUCCACUCUGAAUCCAAAUAGAGAUCUACAGUCCAGCAUGGCUUCAACAUCGUUACCACUGACACAAAUUGUUGAUAAUUUAAAUAUAUCAACUGUAGUUCCAUAUGAAAGUCCCAUCAUUAAUACUGAUGAUAAAUUUUCACAAUCUCCAGAAUCACCAAGAAGUAAAAGAGUGAAGUUGGUUUUCAGUAGAUGCUAUGAGCCAACAUUUGUUGAACCAGAUUUGGCAGCUCAAGAAAAUUUAGGGAAUAGCGAUUCUGAAUAAGUUGUACUGCAAUGUAACAAACAAUUGUAAAUAUUCUUUUGAAUGAAAUUAAAAAAUGUUUCAAAUA